Messenger RNA from Neltuma alba, 2497 nucleotides. RefSeq lists its product as uncharacterized. The transcript has 3 exons. The record is from RefSeq and is a predicted model, not a curated record. Gene Ontology annotation, molecular function: protein binding. NCBI's taxonomy places the organism in Eukaryota, Viridiplantae, Streptophyta, Magnoliopsida, Fabales, Fabaceae. The coding region runs from base 404 to 2119 and encodes 571 amino acids.
AUAAGCUGGGUGGUGUGUGUGCAUAUAUAUAUAUCAGCCCCGAUGUUGCCUGCUUGUUUUGAUAAACCCCAGCUGAGGCUGUACUUCACCGGAGGCGUCGUGCCUUGACCUUCGCCGGAGCUUGACGAAACAGUCGUUCGUUCAGCUCCGUUUUCAUUCAGCCAAACCAGGGUUGAAAGGAAGAAAGGCGAAGAGUUCUAUAUUUUUGGUUGAAUUUUUUGGAGUGCCCCAAAUUUUCCAUGCGUGAGACCUCAAAGUCUUCUUUUGGAUCUAGCUUUCCACUACCAGGACUCUAAAUCUUCAUGAUUUCUUUCCUCCUUUUAACUGUUCCUCAUGUUUUUUCGGCUUUGAAGUCUUAAAAUUCACUACCUUUUCCGCACGAUUUAACCCUGAAAGCUAAGAAAUGGGAGUGAAAGUUGCCUCAGCCUGUUUGCAAUGGUCACAGCCAGUUCUUCCUCAUUCCCCAUCCUCUUCUCAAACUCUAGCCUCUGCUAUCUCAUCUCCUUCCUCCAGACGGGGAAGUCGUGGCACCAAUGGAGCAGGAGGUGCUCUAGUAUGUCGGUUAGUAAGCAGAUUGGGCCGGUCGAGCCUAUUCGGUUCCCAAUCAACGCGGCUUUAUAGGUCUCCAUCUCGUGAUUACCCGCUCUCGGCAGCUAGAAAAUUAAGAUUCACCUGCGGUGCCAGCUUUGAUUCUUGUUCGGACGACGAAUUCUCCAAGAAGAUUGAAGAUCUAGCACUCAGAUUUCAGCUUUCCGAUGGGAAUAAUAGUGCCACAGAUUCAGAAUCAGAUAGUAUCGGUGAAGAUCAGACACAAAGCCCAGUUUCCGAAGUAGAGAGCAUUGAGCCUCCCUGGGUGGAAAUCCAGAAAGAUCCGCCGGAUUGGAGCACUGGCGGCGGCGAAGAGAUUAUUCCGUCGAUUAUUGAAAGAAAAGCAAACAGCGUGGAGCUUCCGUUUUCUCUGAGAAUCAUAAAGAAGAAAUUGCAGUGGAAAGAGGGCUUCAAAGAGGCGGGUGAAUCUGCUUGUUGCUCUGUAAAGAAGGCUUUCUCUUCCAUGGUGUUCAUAAUCCGUGAGCUCCAUAGCUACACUCUGCAAAUGAGGGAGAUCCUAUUCUACGAAGACCUCCAAGGGAUCCUCGAUCGAGUUCAAAAAGAAAUGCACGCGUCGUUCGUUUGGCUAUUUCAGCAAGUCUUCUCUCACACGCCCACUCUCAUGGUCUACGUGAUGAUUCUUCUUGCAAAUUUCACCGUCUAUUCAAUGGGGCACAACACCGCCAUAGCCACGGCAGCUCCGCCGCCUGCAUCCACGACGGAGAUUGCCUCCGUCAGUGAAAUUCAGCGGAAUAAAAAGUUUGAUUCAUCUGCAGUCAAGACAUUUUCGGUCUCCUCAUCAAGCGGGAAAACAACCUCCAUUGGGGGUAACAAUGGCGGCGGCGGGAAAGUCCGGCCAAUAGCCAGCGGCACAGAUGGAGGUGAUGGGGGGUUUGACAGGUCAGAUCACUACCACCGUACGGUCCUCCCCGACGGCGGCGCUUCUUCUCAAUUUUCCACCGUGGGAACAACUGGGGAAACAGAAUCGGUGACGGUGGGAGAGACUAGAGCGGAUGAAAAUGAAGAAGAGGCGCGUCUGUGGGAAUCCAUUGUGGACGAAGCGAGGACAAUGGAAGCAAAUUCAAGAGCCGAAGCACUAGACCAGGAGACUGUGGAUGGGUUCGUUUCGCCUGUAUCGGCGAGAAUCGAAUCCGACGAUUAUGCGGAGUACCUCAGGACAGAGGUACUGUACCAGACGGCGUUGUUCCAAGAACCCAGUAACCCUCUUCUCCUAGCGAACUACGCUCAGUUCCUCUACCUGGUUGCCCAUGAUUAUGACAGAGCUGAAGAGUACUUCAAGAGAGCGAUAGGAGUGGAAGGUGCUGACGCGGAAGCCUACAAUAAAUACGCAACGUUCCUGUGGAAGGCCAAGAACGACUUGUGGGCUGCAGAAGAAGCCUAUUUGGAAGCCAUUUCUGCAGAACCCACAAACUCAUAUUAUGCCGCUAAUUACGCUCACUUCCUCUGGAACACUGGGGCCGAAGACACCUGUUUCCCCCUUGCUUCCCCAGACACCUCCCAAGAACUUUAAUUGAUCUUUGGAUCACUUACUAAGGGAACGAAAAAAAAAAAAAAAAAAGAGAAAAACAUUUUUUUGGUAGUCUGUUUUUUUUUUCCUCUUAAAAUUGGAGCAUGGAGUCGAAAAAUAAGAUGUCUUGAGGUAUAGGGAGGUGACGACAGAGUAAACGACGGUGCGUUUAACUGUGGCUAUGCUAGUAUUUUAUUGUCGUUGCGUUUACAUUGGAGAUCUGUGGAGUGGAAAGGGGCCAAUGAUUGAAGAUCGAGAAGAUAUGGUGUGAGGAUGGGUGGCGGGGAUGACUUGCUUUUGCACAUAUUAUGGCCUUUAUUUUUCUCUUUCAGGUUUUUCGUUGACAUAAUCACACGGCAAAUUGUAAUUAAAUCUUUUUUU